UAUGUUGUUUAAAAUUUUUUCGUUUAGUAUAAAUAUUAAAUAGUAUUAUAGUGGUUUGAAAUAAUCAAGUUUAGAUAAUUUUAUAUAUUUUUGUUUGCAAAUAUCAUCUACAGUUUACAUAUUUGUUUCCAUUAUUGAUAAGGAUUUGUUGAAGGGGCGGUCUUCGUGGUCUGCAGUUUUAUCUUUCAUUGGGCGUAUAAUUAUCGUUAAUUCUGUUUUCACAUAAUCCAUUACUAAGCAAUUCAGUCGUUAUAGAUCCGUUCAUCCGUGUAAGUGUACAAAAUGAACAGAAAAUUCUUUCCUGUUUUGCUGUUUAUUCUCAAUAUCAUGUGCAUCGAUGUGACAGCAGAUAAUAGACAGACUUGUAGCCUCGAGAAUAAAUCGACCAUGGUGAAAUUGAAGAGAAAUCUUCUUUGCGAAUAUGAUUCCGAUGUAAGACCGGUUCAAAAUAAUAACAAUAAGACGCGUGUGGAUUUUCAUCUAAAGCCAUACUUCUUUGAAUAUACUCAAGAAUCAGAAUCCUUCGAAUUGCAUACGUGGGUAGCAAUGUCAUGGAAUGAUUCACAUUUGACAUGGGAUCCUGAACAAUACGAUAAUAUUAAAUGGUUACCUGUAGAAGGCUAUCAAAUUUGGAUUCCUGAUAUUUUGAUGCAUAACGAAAAAAUUGGGGAAAGCUUGUUCAGCUAUCAGCAUAAGUGUUGGGUUUCCAAGCAAGGAACUGUCAAAUGGUUAAUGGCAGCAAAGUAUGUUUCGUAUUGUGUUUCGGAUAACACGUGGUGGCCAUACAAUAUCAUGAAUUGUACAAUACAAUUCGGAUCGUGGUCGCAUUCUGGCGACGAGAUCGAGCUUAAUCUUUAUCAGAAUGUGUCAUUGCAGCAAACUGUAGAAUCAAAAAAUGUCGAGUGGGAUUUGCUAAAUCUUUAUGUAACAAGAUGGGAAGAUAGAUACAAGUUUAAUUCGGGUUCGACCACCAAAAUGCUUUCCUAUCAUUUUAUUUUAAGAAGACAUUGGGGUAUCAUACGCAUUGUAUAUUUAACACCUCCUAUAGUGCUAAUGGUGAUAACUCUGACGACAUUAUGGCUAGAAUCGAAAUCUUUUGAGCGAAUGAUAUUGGCUAAUAUCAAUUUCAUUUGUCAUUUAUUAGCUAUACAAGACAUGCAUUGGGAAAUACCAAAGAGCGGCUUUAACACUCCCAAAAUGCUUUUUUUUAUUGAGAGCUCUCUCGGGAUAGCAGCAUUCGCUCUCAUUCUCACCAGUAUCUUGCGACAAUUGCAAGAAUUGACUACCGAACCGCCUAUGUGGAUCUCAACUGGCACGACAUCCAUUUUACACAGUCGAAUUGGACGGAUUCUUUUAGUUAGCAUCCUAGAUCCGACUGCAACAGCUAAGAUAGAAGUUGACGCGGAUGACAAUACCGAUCUUGUACAAUCAAAUAGCAAGAAAUCGCCAUGGAGAUACGUCGUAGUACUCAUAGGAUGGUUAGCCUUUCUAAGCACGCUUCUCGCUUACAUCAUGCUGUUAUGUACGUGUUUCCCUACGUACUAUACCGUAACACACUAUUCCUAAUUCCUAACUAAUAUACAAAUUAGAUUCGCUUUAAAGCAUUGCUUAUUGAGGAUAUAUAUCACAAUGUUAUGAUUAUGUACGUAAACAGAAAUAUACGUACAGAAAUAUAAAUUAAACAUAAGAGAAAUGUAUAUAAGUACAAUGGAUAUAUGGAUAGAUGGGACUGUAAUAUCGAUAGAAUAAUCUUAAUAAUCUUACGUUUUCUUUUAUAAAUACCUUUAUUUUGUAAAACAGCUUUUCUUUUGGACACUUAUAUUAAUAUCGUUCGUUUUUAUUUGUUCAACAACAGCGUAAGUUGCAACUUAAUCCUAUGUAUCUCAUAAUAAAUAGAGAACUAA
This is a messenger RNA of Pogonomyrmex barbatus (red harvester ant), 1904 nucleotides long. It is a transcript of the gene nAChRb2, whose product is annotated as nicotinic acetylcholine receptor beta2 subunit. The record is from RefSeq and is a predicted model, not a curated record. Gene Ontology annotation, biological process: monoatomic ion transmembrane transport. Gene Ontology annotation, molecular function: extracellular ligand-gated monoatomic ion channel activity; transmembrane signaling receptor activity. Gene Ontology annotation, cellular component: membrane. Lineage: Eukaryota; Metazoa; Arthropoda; Insecta; Hymenoptera; Formicidae.